Messenger RNA from Anastrepha ludens (Mexican fruit fly), 3425 nucleotides. It is a transcript of the gene AstA-R2, whose product is annotated as allatostatin-A receptor. NCBI's taxonomy places the organism in Eukaryota, Metazoa, Arthropoda, Insecta, Diptera, Tephritidae. Gene Ontology annotation, biological process: neuropeptide signaling pathway. The coding region runs from base 1058 to 2329 and encodes 423 amino acids. The transcript has 4 exons. The record is from RefSeq and is a predicted model, not a curated record. Gene Ontology annotation, molecular function: neuropeptide Y receptor activity. Gene Ontology annotation, cellular component: membrane.
UUCACUCAGCUUUGCUCGCGCUCGAGAAAAUAGAUAAUUUCUAUGCUAGAGGUUUUUAUUCAUUCGCGAAAUGGGGUCCAAAGUGAAAGGAUGGAAUAUUUGCGGUAUCGGUAACUAACUAGAAGUGGAUAGGAAGAAGGCUGAUGGAAAGCACUUCAAGCUAUUUAGCAUUAAACGUUUCGUGCGACAACACAGGGUGAAUCGCAUGUGUGGAGUAAUUUUCGAAUUUCAUGCUGAAGGGCGAAAAGUGAUUUUUUUUUUUUGCUUCAAAUAUUUAGGGCUAAACUAAGAAAAUAGCUAAAGAAAAGAGUGGUAAUUAAAACUGUUAAGCAUAAAGGAUAAUUUUAGAGACAACUUAUUUGACUAUUAAAAUGUGAAAGAGAGAGAGGAAUAUACAUUUUUUUUAAUAUUUUAAAGCUAUCGGACUCAAACACCUAACAGAAGUGUAGGCGCCAAUUAUAUAAUUAUUUAGCGGACUCUAAAAUACAGCCAUAAAAUUAAAAGAAAAAUAUUAUAAAUUAAUAAAAAAAAAAAUUAUGUGAAGUUUGGUUAUCUGAAAAGACGUACAUUCGCAAAAAUUAUGAAAAAAAUGAACAAAAACUUUAACCAUCACCAAAAAAAUUAAAAAAAUAGCACUCAAAAAACCAAGCAAAAAAAUUUAUUGAAGAGAUUUGUGAAUACAAAUAGUUCGAUACAAAAUACGGCUUAAAUUCCAUUGAGUGAAAUUAAAAACAAAAAUACAAAAAAAAAUAAUUUGAAAAAAAUUUAAAUUCGUGUUCUAAACGCAUACAUACGUACACACAUACAUACACACAUGUGCAUAUAUGCGUGCAAAGAAACUUUUGCACUGAUGCGUCGAGAUCUUGUGCACGCCAGUUAGUGAUAAAGAUGACUUUGUGCCAAUUAAAUCUUUGUUAUUUACAACAACAACUCAAAUAUGUGCUUCUCCGGCAUAGUAAUGUACCUAACCUUCGUCUUAGUUCAUAGUAAACGACGACUACUUUAGCCCAAUUAAGAAUUUAAUACUUACAACAGCAAAAGCAACACCAACUCAAAUAUGAACUUCUCAGGUAUGGUGAUGAACCUAACCUCCGACUUGGCCAAGGACCAAUACUACAACAAUAACAGCUACAACAACAGCAGCAACAACGAAACUGCAAUCAACCACCCAUACACCUACUCCCUUACAACCAAUCAUAAUCACACCAACAAUAACUAUCAGAUAAUCAACAAAAUGUUGGAAAUACAAAAUACCACCGCCGCCGCAUUACUAAAUGCCACCACCACGAAUCACAGCAUCCACAAUCCGGAAUUGGAGCAAUUUGAGGAAAUGGAUGAAUUAUCGCCAGAAUUGCGUAAUUUCGUGCGCAUUGUUGUACCCUUUUGCUUUGGCAUCUUCGCGCUAACCGGCUUCUUUGGCAACACGCUCGUCAUACUCGUCGUGAUCUUCAAUCAGCAAAUGCAUUCCACCACCAAUCUACUGAUCGUCAAUUUAGCUGUCGCCGAUUUGCUUUUUGUCGUCUUCUGCAUACCUUUCACCGCAACCGAUUACAUAACCGAGUACUGGCCCUUUGGCGAUGUGUGGUGCCGAUCGGUGCAAUAUCUGAUCGUAGUUACCGCUUUUGCGAGCAUCUAUACGCUGGUGCUGAUGUCGGUUGAUCGGUUUUUGGCGGUUGUACAUCCGAUACGUUCGCGCCAAUUGCGUACCGAGAAAGUGACGAAAAUUGCGAUUGCCACAUUGUGGGUGAUCAUUUUGACGAUAUCGCUGCCGGUGGCGCUGGUGCAUGGUUUGACGGAAUUGGAGGCAUAUCCAAAUGUUACCUAUGUGUUUUGCACAUUUUCGGAGACUAAUGUACUCGUCACCCAAACCAGCUAUCAAAUCAUUUUCUUCGCGUUCUCCUACCUGCUGCCAUUGAUGGCAAUCAGUGGCCUAUAUGUGCGCAUGAUUAUGCGGCUGUGGCAUCAGGGUAGUGGCGUUCAAAUGUCUGUGAAAUCGCAACGUGGCCGCAAACGUGUCACACGUCUGGUUGUGGUUGUUGUCGUGGCAUUCGCCUCGCUAUGGCUGCCAGUACAGCUGAUUCUACUACUGAAAGCACUCGACAUCUAUCACUCGAAUACGAAAAUCAAACUUUUGCUGCAAGUCAUGGCCCAAACACUGGCCUACAUGAGCUCCUGCAUAAAUCCGGUGUUGUACGCCUUCCUCUCGGAUAAUUUUCGCAAGGCCUUCUAUAAGGCCGUUCAUUGCAAGGAGAGAUAUCAGAAUUACUCAUCAGAUUUGCCACCUCCAAGGCGUACAUCCUGUGGCCGCACAUCCACCACAGGCUUGUGAGCUACCGACAACAAUAAGCGCUGCUGGUCAACGGACUGCGAAUAGUGGCGAGAAAUAUGCGUUAAACUGAAAGAAGGAACGACAGUGCGUAUAAGUAACAAACCAAGUUCAUGAACAGAGAGAGACAGAGCGGCAGCUUAAAGGUAGUGGAAGUUAAAUUCAGCCAGCCUCCAAAUGGCAAGUGUUAUGAUAAAUUAUGCCGCUUAACGCACUUACGCUCCGCUCAUGAUGCUGCUGGCUGUGCAGCAACGAUUUUGGUUACAGAAAUAAACAAAAUUUGAUGGCAACAAACAAUUGAAUAAAUGUCUUAGACUAAAAUAAAUAAUACGCGUAACUCGAAUGCGCGUGGCAAAAACAUGAAAGCAUACAAAACAUUAGCCCCAGCAAUCAUUUUAAGACAACAGAUAAUGAGCAAUGACGCAAUAUGAAUUGUAGAAGAGACGGGAAUUGAUAAAAAAAAAAAAAAAAUGAAGCUCUUUACGCAAAAUACCACCGCCUUCACUUGUCGCUACUCCUUCACGGGUUACUGCCUUCCGAGAAACAAGCCGAAGGCAACAAAAGUUUAGAGCAGCAGCUAAUUAUUACCGGACACGUGCCUUUAAUUAAUGCUUCUUCGAUUCCCUAAAAAGAAGCGAAGCGCGAAAAAGCAGCCCCAGCUGAAGAUUGCGUGGAUGCGGCUACGACACGCUUAAAGCCUGCCAGCCAAACUCUAAGUACUACUGAACUUCGGCGGCCUUUUUUAGCCCUUUAAGCCCUGAAGCGAGUGACGUGCGUGCGCGCUGCGUAGUAUUAAGUUAUCAGUACCCACUGACAAUUGAUGUGAGUUGCGAUGCCGCUAAUUUGCUAUGGUCACCACUCACACGGAGCAGAAAGUGAGUGCACAUACAUAACUGCACUCUCAGAGCGCAAACUUACGUCUGAGUAUAGUAUUGUUUAUUUUUUUAUUAUCGCACGCUUGUCUCGUCCAAUUGAUUGAUGACGCUCACGCCACUUGCGUGCACACGCACACACACCCACAUGCAUGUGCACUUGUACACCUAAAGAACACAAAUCAAUAUAUUAAGUGAAUAAUGUUUUGACAGUUAGCUUAUUGUAA